CAAAUGUGAAGAUGAACAGAGAAGAGAGAACGAAAAUGAUGAUGAUAUGAUGGAAGCAAAACAAGAUUAGAUUGCCUCAGAAAAAACACUGUCCUCAUAUUCAUUCAUUCAUUCUUUCUCUCAGUAGUAAUUCUUUACUUCGCUUCCAAUCUACGUUCACUUCACUUCCAAACUCCAUUUCCCGUUACGUUUCGGAUCUUUCUCCACAUAAUAUUGCCGCCAUUACCACAAUUCUUUCUCUUUCUUCCUUUCUCUCUUUCCAUUCUUUCUUUUUAUACUCUUGAUAACUGCCAUAUAUUAAGUGAGGAACUAGUUUGCAGCAUAGAAUUGUGAGUGGUGAAAAUUUGAGUUUAUGUUUGUGCGAUGCAAUUCAGUGAAAAGCGAAGUGAUGAGUUGUUGAAACCUUCUGAGGACAUGGUAUUUGGUUUGGAGCUAAGAAAGUUCAGCUCAAAACGGCAUAGCAGCUUGAAGACCGCAAAAGAAAGUUCUGCGUUGCCCCAAACAAGUCGAAUUCCAAAGGAUGAGGAUAAGUUGAAAUUGAAGAGCAGCAUUGGUGCAGAACACCUUGAUAUGAGGCAUAAAGCGAAGAAGGAUGCAGAGUGGAAGAUUGAGAAUCGAGGGAGCUUUAAGAGAAAUGCAACUGAUAGCGAUGAGCUUGUCAAGCACAUGUCGAAUUUGCCAGGUUAUCUCCUGCAACCUGAUAGAGGACACAAGUCCCAGGAGAAGGCCUUUAAUGUUGGCGUUCUAGAUUGGUCUCGGCUCGAGAAAUGGAACCACAACCACAACCAUAUCCCAGUUCUGUCUAGCAACUUUGCAGCAUUCAGUAGCAGUGAAUUAUCAUCAAGAGCAGUUACAAAAUUGUCUACUAGAAGUGUCAGUUUCAGGGAAAAAAAUGAUGAGAAAAAGGGUUUGGCUUCUUCCUCAAGAACCAGGCCAUCUAAAAAGAAUAGGGAAUGCCUUCCGGGAAAUUCUAAACUUCUCUUUCCGGAUGGCCGACAAUCUGGAUCUUCUAGAAGCAAAACUAAGUGCACUGAUGAGCAGAGAAUGGCACCCUUGGCAUUUGAGUCCUUAAGCAAAACUCAUUCAGAUGUAUCGCUUGAGAGGCGGAAGAGGAAUGAUCAUAGUAAAAGAACUUUACAAGAUGGAAAUUCCACUUCAAAUUCAAGGCGGCACCAUGGGGUCUCACAUGUUCCGAAAGAAAUUUCUCAGCAGAAUACAAACAGCUGGCAAGAGUAUAGCCGCAAUAAAAAGGAAAGACAUCAUAAGUUAAGCUCUGAUAUCGGACAGCCAGCAGUAAUAUCAAAGAACAAAGAGGUCUCUUUAAGAUCUAAGAAAGUGAAUUCAAGCAGCAGGGAAAUUGGGAAAAAGGUGGAUCAGUUGCAGCAGUCAGAUUCCAACAACGGUCACAAACAUUGCCAUGAUUUCCGGCUUUCUGAGUUAAGAUCAUCUUCUGAUGAAAAGCGUUCAGAAUCUAGCCAGAGUAGUUCGUCAUAUGUUUCUCUUCCUGAACAGGUUUGUGCUGAAGAUGUAUGUCCUGAAAUCCCUCGUUCAAGUACGCUCAGUUCCGGGGUUGAGUUUACUUCUUUGGAAAGAGUUAGACGCAGCAUUGGUGCUAGUCUGGAUAUGGAUUGUUCUUCUGUUGUGUCUGAGACACCUGUUUAUGCCAAUAGGAUUUCUAAACGUCGUUCAUUAGGAGCUUACUCCGAUGCUGAUUUGUUUGGCACCAACCAAAGAAAUCAGAGCGUUUUAAGUAAUAUAAAGGAACCACUGAACCAAGAAUCGGCAGAGCUGACUUCAUCCAGCCGGAGGGGCAGGAAUAUAUCCCACAGUCGCCGGUUUAGCUUCAGCUUAAGUCGGAUCGGAAGAAGUUUCAGCUUCAAAGAGCCUCCUACACUUCCACGAUCUAGUGCUAAUUAUGUUGGUGCGAAGUCUGGUCCAGUCACGCCUGAAUGUUCCAUUCGUUGGGAUAAUCCUGGCAAAGAGAAGGCAAGUAGUACCCGGACCAACCCUAGCCCCUUGCGGAGGUUAUUAGACCCUAUACUGAGGCACAAGGCAUCAAGUAUACACCAUUCUGCUGAAAGCAGUCAGACACAAAAGGGAAGCAUGAAUUCAGUUAGCUUCGCGGCAUUAAGAGUUGAUGAACUACAGCCUUCUGAAAGAAGCAAGGGAUCAAUGGUUCGUGGCCUUUUGCAGCUUACAAUGAAAAAUGGACUACCUCUGUUUAAAUUUGUGCUCAACAAUGAGAAAAAUAUUUUUGCUGCUACCAGGAGAAGUUUGUCACCACUGGAGAAGGAUGAUUGGGGCACAUAUUUUACAUUCUACCUUGUCAAUGAAAUCAAGAAAAAGAGCGUUGGAUGGAUGAGUCAUGGUAGCAAAGGAAAAAGCUCCGGUUAUGCCUACAAUUGCAUUGCUCAGAUGAAGUUUUCCAGCUCUAAAAUCACCAAGCCAAUCGAUCAGAACUCUAACAGGCAGCGAAUGGUUAAAGAAUAUGUCCUCAUCGCCCAGACGGAACAUGGACAGCCAAAGCUCGUUCAGAGCAGCGAGAUUGCGGCUGUUGUCAUUGAGACACCUUGGGAAAACACGAGCAAUGAAGCAAUGCAUAGUGAUACUGAUUUGCUGAAACAUGGAUGCUUAAGGUGCUUGUCCAAUGAAAGAUGCUUGUGCAGCAGUUCAGGAGAAAAUGACGUGUGUACCACCAAAGUUAUACUCCCAGGUGGUGUUCAUGGAUCACCAAACAAAGGUGAACCGUCACCAUUGAUAUUUCGGUGGAGAACUGGUGGUUCAUGUGAUUGUGGGGGUUGGGACAUUGGUUGCAAACUGCUCGUCCUCUCUAACCAGAAGCAGCAAAGUUCAGACAUUCCGAAAUUUCCAAAACCUUUCCAUGACUGUUUUCAACUUUAUGCCGAGGAAGGAGAUAAGCAAGACACACCCAUUUUCACCUUGUCACCGGUGAAGGAUGGAUUCUACUCAGUUGAGUUCCAUUCAUCAGUCACUUAUUUACAGGCAUUCUUCAUCGCUGUUGCCGUUUUGAGCUGCCAGAAACUUCCAAGCUUUUUGGAAAUGGGUAGCAUGCUUGAAGAUAACCUUAAGGAACCUAGUUCCAAGAACAACAACAGGCCUCAAGGAAAAGCACCCUUAAAGUACACUCCUAUUCCACCACUCUCUCCUGUAGGAAGAGUUUGAUUUGAUGAGGGUUUUUUCUUUUUUUAUUUAUCUAUUUUUUCUCCCGGUUUAUAGUUAGCUUUUAAUGAUCUACAAGUAGCUGAGAAGAGUAGCAAUUUAAUGCACUUUAACACGUUUCUCUAGCCCCUCCAAACUUUUUUCUUUCUACCCUUUUCAUACAUGCAAUCUGGUAUAGCAUUACUCCUUUCACCAGAGAACAUGUUGUUGCAGAUAUGGUUAUGCUCAUUGUGCUCUUUUUAUUCAUUGUACAAAAGAAACCGCUGCAACAUCAGCAUCUUUGUACAAAGCAAACCUUCAAUAAAUGAAACCGGCAGGGUUUAUCCUCUGCAGUAUGAACUACAAAAGCAGUCUAAUAUGCUUGGAAGUGAAAUUGUCCAGGGAAGUUUUAUGUACGAGUUUGAUGUAUAAAUCAACAUAUGAAUUCACUUAUGAAAAUUUUAAUCACAUUUUUAGCCCCCAUAAACAUACCCUCAGACAGAUAUUCUACUGCCAUGAGUGAGGAUAAAUCAAAGUUAGAAGUAUUUGUUGAAUCACAAAUUAUGUUGAUUUUUAGCAUGAGGUAGUUCAUUUCAUUUCAUUCCAUUCAUGAUAUGCAACGAGAGCAAUAUA
Arachis stenosperma is the source of this 3792-nucleotide messenger RNA. RefSeq lists its product as uncharacterized. Lineage: Eukaryota; Viridiplantae; Streptophyta; Magnoliopsida; Fabales; Fabaceae. The transcript is spliced from 3 exons. The record is from RefSeq and is a predicted model, not a curated record. Bases 364 to 3183 code for a protein of 939 amino acids.